Messenger RNA from Brassica rapa (field mustard), 918 nucleotides. Its product is annotated as polyadenylate-binding protein RBP47C-like. Gene Ontology annotation, cellular component: cytosol. Gene Ontology annotation, molecular function: mRNA binding. Lineage: Eukaryota; Viridiplantae; Streptophyta; Magnoliopsida; Brassicales; Brassicaceae. The record is from RefSeq and is a predicted model, not a curated record.
AUGAGUAAACACGUUUUGAUUCAGAUGGUUUCGAUCAAGGUUAUUCGCAAUAAGCAUACUGGUUUAUCUGAAGGCUAUGGCUUUGUGGAGUUUCUUUCGCACGAUAUGGCUGAUAAAGUUUUGAAGAAGUUUAAUGGAACAUAUAUGCCGAAUACAGAUAUGCCUUUCCGUUUAAAUUGGGCCACCGGCGAGGAGAAUGAUCACGAGCUCUCUAUUUUUGUGGGGGGUUUGGCGCCAGAUGUCUCUGAUUCUCUAUUGUACAACACCUUCUCAGAGAUCUAUCCUUCGGUUAAAGCUGCAACAGUUGUCAUAGAUGCAUAUACUGGUAUAUCAAAGGGUUUCGGUUUUGUGAGGUUUGGAGAUGUAAACGAGAGGAUCAAAGCAGUGACGGAAAUGCAUGGCGUAAAAUGUUCUAAUAGAGCUAUGCUAAUUGGUCCUGCAACACCUACGGAGACAAGAAGUUUUCGACAACAAGGAAUGUACAUGAAAAAUGAUGCAAUAAGUUAUCCUGCUAGGGAUGCAACAAUAUUUGUCGGAGGACUUGACUCUAGUGUCACUAGCGAAGAUCUAAAGCAACCUUUCUCUGCAUAUGGGGAAAUAGUCUCUGUCAAUAUUCCUCUUGGCAAAGAAUGUGGAUUUGUUCAAUUUGUUAAUAGACAAAAUGCAGAGGAGGCUUUGAAGAAACUAAAUGGGACUGUAAUUCGAAACCGUAGAGUUCGGCUUGCUUGGGGACAAAAUAAGCUGCCUAGAUAUAACUAUGGAAACCAAUGGUUUGGGGCAUACUUUGGAGGACAGCAUUACAAUGGGUAUGGAUACAUGGUACCACAACCUCAUGACCCGAGAAUGUAUGCAGUUGCACCUUAUGGAGGGUAUCCAGUGUAUAGUGAUCCCCAGCAACAAGUUAGCCGAGGAAAUUGA